This is a messenger RNA of Phragmites australis (common reed), 2795 nucleotides long. RefSeq lists its product as uncharacterized. The coding region runs from base 362 to 2368 and encodes 668 amino acids. The record is from RefSeq and is a predicted model, not a curated record. Lineage: Eukaryota; Viridiplantae; Streptophyta; Magnoliopsida; Poales; Poaceae. The transcript is spliced from 12 exons.
CAGCCGUCACCAGCAGCAUCCACAGUCGUCAGCUCACUUGCCGAGUACUCGGCCCCCACUACUCCUCGUCUUCGACCUCCCUCCCUCGCAGUGGCAGCGACUACGCACGCCGUGAUCAUAAAAGCCCUCGCACCCACAAGCCCUUGUCGUUUCCAUCGUUUCAACGCCGCCCCACGUCGACGCGGUAGCAUUGUCGCUACCUCGCCACAGCCUCCACUCCCAUCCCCAUGACACCAUGAGACAUCAAUUCUGUCCCAAUUCUUGAAUCGCCGAUCGAGGAGGAGGCACAUUUGCCGGCAUUCGCGUCCGAUUCUACUGAGGCCGUAGCUCCCCGCGCAGCCGUGGAGCGAGAAGGAGCCCAAUGACGUGCGCGCGCGCUGAGGAUGCCAUCUCGCCCGCCGCCGACGACAUGGCGGCUGCCCCGGCAGGGGGCUUGAUCCAGAAGGUGGGCGGCGGCGGCGGCCGGAGAUUGGGCGGCUCGGGGCGUACGCUGCAUCGCUCGGCACAUCUGGCGGCGGGGGACAGCGACGCGUCGGCGCCGGCGACCAGUAGCUCCGGGGAUGUUAAGAGCAAUGGUAGUGGGAGGAGAGAAGAGAGCCACAAGGGCAAGAUGCGGCAGUACAGGUCGCAGCUCGAGCAGGAAGUGAAGAAAUUGCAGAGGCAGCUCGAGGAAGAGGUCGAUCUGCAUGUAGCGUUGGCAGACGCUGUUGCGCAGAAUGCUUCGCCUAUAUUAAAGUCCUCUAUGAAGCUUCCACACAAGGCACAUGAGUUGCUAACUAACAUUGCCUCCUUGGAGAGUACCGUCUCGAAGCUCGAAAAGGAGUUAAAUGGCUUGUAUUACCAGCUUUGUCAUGAAAGGAAUGAGAGGCUACUUGCUGAAAAUAAUCCAGGAUGCUUGCCAUCUACAUCCCCAGAUGGCCACCAGUCGUUAUCAACUUGCACGUGUACGUGGGAAGAACACAUAUCAUCAUUGAGAGAUUUGAAGUUUGGAGGAUCCGAGUCAAUGACGUCAACGCGACAGGACUUAUUCCCCGAACUUGAAAAUGACCAGGAUAUUGGAGAAGAGCCUGAAGAUCAACAGAUAGUUUCUUUAAAUAGGCUGCUAGAAAAGCACCGAGAUACUUCCUUGAAUAGACUACUUGAAAAGCACCGGGAUGAAGAGAUGCAAGAAUCAUUCUCCAUGGAAAAAGAAGGCAAAGAAGAUGGGAAGAUUGACGCCUUAUCAUUUGAACAGUCUAGUCUAAAGAUAACUAGCAUGAAAGGAGGUAAUCUUUGGAAUAAUCCAAAUCAGCUCUCCGAGGAGAUGGUGCGCUGCAUGAGAAACAUUUUCCUACAUUUAUCUGAAUCCUCGAAGAUAUCGCCAAAGGCAUCUUCUGAUCGUUCGUCUUCCUCAGCGGAGCGUCUAUCAGGUUCUACACUGGCAUCUUUCUCAGACUCUUCCAUAAUACCCUCAAUGCUAUGUAGUCCUUCAGUGGAUUCAAACCACAAUGAUGAGACAAUGAAGGAAGUUAGAAACUUUGAUCCGUAUAAAGUUAAUGGAAAGGAAAUCCGAAGAGAUAUUGGAAACUAUCGUUCAGCAGCUGAAGUAUCUUGGAUGUCUGUUGGAAAAGAUCAACUUGAAUAUGCAUCUGAAGCUCUAAAAAAGUUCAGAUUUCUCGUGGAACAGCUAUCAAAGGUCAACCCUAGUUGUAUGAAUUGUGAUCAGAGGCUAGCCUUUUGGAUUAACUUAUACAAUGCCUUGAUAAUGCAUGCAUAUUUAGCAUAUGGAGUUCCUCGAAAUGACAUCAAGCUUUUUUCUCUAAUGCAAAAGGCCUGUUACACGAUUGGUGGCCAGUCCUUCAGUGCAGCUGAAAUAGAGUUUGUGAUUCUAAAGAUGAAGACUCCAGUGCAUCGGCCCCAACUUUCUUUGAUGCUGGCUCUGAAUAAGUUCAAAAUUACUGAGGAGCACAAGAAGUAUUCUAUCGAUGAAAUUGAACCUCUUGUGUUGUUUGGACUCAGCUGUGGAAUGUUCUCUUCACCUGCUGUAAGGAUUUUCUCUGCUGCGAAUGUCCGACAGGAGCUCCAGGAAUCUUUGAGAGACUAUAUCCAAGCGACUGUUGGUACAAAUGACCGGGGGAAACUACUGAUUCCAAAGUUAGUGCAGAGCUACGCAAAGGGAACUGUCGAAGACUCUCUGCUUGCAGACUGGAUCUGCCAUCACCUCACACCUGAUCAAGCUGCAGACAUCCGAGAUUCUUCGUCACAGAGGAAGCAGCGGCUUCUUGGAGUGCGCAGUUUUACUAUUCUCACAUUUGAGUCAAAAUUCCGGUAUCUCUUCUUGCCUGACAGCAGUAACUCCCAGAAUGCAGAAGCAAAACAGACUUCCUGAGCUGUGUUCUGAAUAAAGAAUAACAGCUCAAUUGGUAUACUUGGGCCAUAAAACCAUUCUUUUGCAUAGUGGAACAUGGCAUUGGCAGUUUUAUAUGAUGUAAAUUUGGAAGAAGAAAAGUAAAUCAUGCAACAAAGCUCAGAAGCUGCUCGCGCUUCACAAAGAGCUUGAGUGAGGAUAGCAAUCGGCACGUUUGCGAAAUCGGACUCUCUUCAGAGUUGCUGACAAGUCGAGGUUGUAUUGUUUGUGUUCAAUUGUCUUUCAUACUGAGGCUAACUUUUUGUUGUUUCUUUUUUCCAUGUACCUUUUCUUUUGCUUCCUUUUCUUCUCUUUUUGUUGUAAAGCUCCUUUGUCUUGGUCAAUUGGUUUGUAAGUUUUGCGCAAAUAAAGUGGACAUAUAGUUUUGUACAAUAUGUGUUCCUUUCCA